Messenger RNA from Choloepus didactylus (southern two-toed sloth), 1410 nucleotides. Its product is annotated as inactive pancreatic lipase-related protein 1-like. NCBI's taxonomy places the organism in Eukaryota, Metazoa, Chordata, Mammalia, Pilosa, Megalonychidae. The transcript is spliced from 13 exons. The record is from RefSeq and is a predicted model, not a curated record. Gene Ontology annotation, molecular function: protein binding; triacylglycerol lipase activity. Gene Ontology annotation, biological process: lipid metabolic process. Bases 1 to 1410 code for a protein of 469 amino acids.
AUGCUGAACAUCUGGACAAUCACUCUUUUCCUGCUGGGAGCAGCCAGAGCCAAGGAAGUUUGCUAUGAUGACCUCGGGUGCUUUGCCGAAGGGGAGCCCUGGGCCAGAACUGUGAUCAGGCCCCUGAAAGUUCUCCCCUGGAGCCCUGAGAAGAUCGGCACUCGCUUCCUGCUCUACAGCAAUGAAAACCCCAGCACCUUUCAGAUUCUCCUUCCCUCAGACCCAUCGACAAUUGAGGCUUCAGAUUUCCAAACAGACCGGAAGACCUGCUUCAUCAUCCAUGGGUACAUAGACAAGGGAGAGGAGAGCUGGCUGCUGGACAUGUGCAAGGAAGGUAACCUGUUCCAGGUGGAGCAGAUGAACUGCAUCUGCGUGGACUGGAGGAAGGGCUCGCAGACCACCUACAUGCAGGCCGCCAACAAUGUGCGAGUGGUGGGUGCCCAGGUGGCCCAACUGCUGAGCGUCCUCUCGACUCACUACAGCUACUGGCCUUCCCAAGUCCACCUCAUUGGCCAUAGCCUGGGAGCCCACGUGGCUGGAGAGGCAGGGAACAGGACUACAGGCUUGGGCUGGAUUACAGGAUUGGAUCCCAUGGAAGCAAGUUUUGAGGGCACUCCUGAAGUGGUUCGACUUGAUCCUUCUGAUGCUGUCUUUGUUGACGUGAUUCAUAUGGAUGCAGCUCCCUUGAUCCCAUCCAUGGGCUUUGGAAUGAGCCAGCAGGUGGGCCACCUUGACUUCUUCCCCAAUGGAGGAGAAGAGAUGCCAGGAUGCAAGAAGAAUGCCCUGUCACAGAUCUUGGAACUGGAUGGCAUCUGGGAAGGAACCCGGGACUUGGUUGUUUGCAAUCAUCUAAGGAGCUACAAGUAUUACUCUGAGAGCAUCCUCAACCCCGAUGGGUUCGCUGCUUACCCCUGCACUUCCUACAAGUCCUUUAAUUCUAACAAGUGCUUCCCCUGCCCAGCUGAAGGGUGCCCACAAAUGGGUCACCAUGCUGAUAAAUUUGCCAGCAAGACCAGUGAGGAGCAGCAGAAAUUCUUCCUGAACACAGGAGAUGCCAGCAAGUUUGCUCGCUGGAGAUAUGGAGUUGCCGUGACACUGUCUGGAAGAGCAGUCACUGGCCAGGUAAAAGUUGCUUUGUAUGGAAAUAAAGGAGACACUCAGCAGUAUGACAUCUUCAGGGGAUUUCUCAAUCCAGGCUCCACCCAUUCCAAUGAGUUUGAUGCACAGCUUGAUGUUGGAACAACUGAGAAAGUCAAGUUCCUUUGGUAUAACAAUGUGAUAAAUCCAACCUUCCCCAAAGUGGGAGCAGCCAAGAUCACCGUGCAAAAGAGAAAGGAGACGACAGUGUAUAGUGGCUGUACAGCUUCUGUAGUGAGAGAAGACGUUCUGCUCACACUCACGCCCUGUUAA